AGAUGAGAAAGUGUGAGAUGUUCCUAGCCAGCUCGUCAUUGGCUGAGCAGAAGCCCUCUCGUGUGGAGGAAAUCUCACCAAGGGGGAAAGUUGCGUUUGCUGUCUCGUUGCAUUGCAAGCUCUUUGCGAAAAUGGGCGACGACCGACCGUUUGUGUGCCACGCUCCCGGCUGUGGACAGGAGAGGAGCCGCUGCAGAUGCCCGCGCCGCCAUCAAAAGAACAGUUAACAUAAAAUGACAAAAUAAUACAACACAACAUAAGACAGACAGUCGUGCAAUCUCAAAAUGGACCACCGAGCCGCCACUGCACUAAAGAUUUACCAAUGAGGACCACUUGGCUGUCCACAAACACAAGCAUGAGAUGACACUAAAGUUUGCACCCAGGACGGACUCUGUCAUUAUCGCAGAUCAGACGCCCACUCCCACUCGCUUCCUAAAGAACUGUGAGGAAGUCGGUUUGUUCAAUGAUCUGGCCAACUCCUUCGAACAAGAUGACGAUGACAACAAGCGAGCGAAGAACUCCACACCUGCUCCCUCUUCAGUGGCAUUGGACAUGAGCCUACAGACGCCAUUGGAUGUAAAGGUGAAGGAGGAGACACCAGUUGAGGUUGACUCCUCGCCACCAGACAGUCCAGACUCCAUCUCUCCAACACCAGAGAUCCGAACGGAGCCCUCGGACAAGGUGAAGGACAUGCCGCCCAGGAGCUCAGCCCCAACACCUACCAUUGUGCGUCCGGGUUCCCUUCCGUUGCACUUGGGCUUUGACGCCCUUCAACCCACAAUGCCAUCGCCCACCUCCGUUAUAACACAGGCACCGCCUUCGAAUCGCACUUUGGGUUCACCAACAAGCCACUACCCCAUGAUGAUGCUUCCCUCGGGCCAGGCUGUGCCUGUCCUCCCAGGGCCUGUUCAGAUGCCCUCUGUCAUCAAUCUGGCCCGACCCAUGUGCAUGGUACCAAACAUUCCCGGGAUCCCUGGGCCUCCUCUGGGAAGCAGCAGCAGCGGUUCAAACUCUCCUUCUGGCUACAGUAUCCACUCCGAAGCCAAGAUGCGUCUGAAGGCAGCGCUGUCCCAACAGAGCCCAUCAGGACACAGCAUAGGCAUGAUGGCCAUGGGCAACAGUCCUAUGGUACCUCAGAGAGCGGAACAGAGCCAGCUUCUCGUGCAGCAGCCAGAUGCUCCGUCACCUGCACAGCCCCAGGUAUCACCAGCACAGCCCACAGGUGGGCGUCGGCGACGGACAGCAGACGACGACCCAGACGAGCGAAGGCAGCGCUUCCUGGAGAGGAAUCGGGCGGCGGCAUCGCGCUGCAGGCAGAAACGUAAACUGUGGGUCAACUCUUUGGAAAAAAAGGCAGAGGAGCUCAGCAGCAUGAACAUCUCACUGUCGAACGAGGUGUCUCUGUUGCGAAACGAGGUGGCACAUUUGAAGCAGCUGCUGCUGGCACACAAGGACUGUCCUGUCACCACCCUGCAGAAGAAAUCCACCUACCUGGUAGCUGUGGACGAGAACAUGAAAGAUACCUCGGAGCCGACGGGCUCCCCCGCGCCAGUGAUCCAGCACAGCUCGUUGGCGCCCAGCCCCUCGGCCAGCCACAACGGCCUGAGCUCGAGGGCGGCGGCCGAAGCCAUGGCCAUGUCUGUGCUGGCCGGUUUGGGUCAACAGCAAAGUGUCGAGAGCGGAGCAUCUCACAUCAUCAUGGCCGCACAUUCGCAGUCCGCCGCCAGAUGAUGAGCACUGUCGCCACGCGGACUCCCCUCACGUUGUCACUCGAGGAAGAAGAGCGGCCUCUUCAAGCCCCUCUUCUGUCGAGCCAUCGCGCUGUGGCCUGGAGCUCAGUAGCAGCCUUCUGGAAAUGGACUGAGACUUUUGAGAGAGCUUCCUGUUCACUUUGCCAUAGAUGACAGGGGCUGGACUCCCCCUUUUUGCUCUUUGUUGUGUCUUUACCUCCCCACUCAAUGGUUGACAUGUACCACUCAUACCUAUAAUUGCAGACAACACUCAGGCUUGUUCAGCGGGAUUUACACAGCACGUCUGAGUGUCCACUUGAUUGGACCCUCCCUCUGGCAGAGCUGGUAUUACCCAACUUUUUUGUGAACAAAGGACUUUGAUUUGGACCUUGUGUGCUCGGUGUGGUGCAUUUGAGUCUGUCGGAUGAGAAAGGAGCACUAAGGGGAGAUCGAGAUUGCUGCCUUAGCAUCUCACUGGACUAUAUCAGAUUUUUUGGGAUGUAUUUUUAGGUUCACCCGUAUCUGAUAUCACUGCGGUUUCAUUUACCCAACCCAUGAAACAAGCCGCAUGCGCAGCACGCAGGUUCUAAAAUGCACGUGAAUAGCCGCACAGGUGUCACCAUGGAAGUAAGCAACAGUGUAAACGGUAAAACGUAAGGUCGUGUUUAUUUGGCCUGAAACUACCCUUCCUCUUUAUUAGUUUGAAUGCAGCUAACCUCCUAUAAAAUAUGACAUCUAUUCCUUAUGCUCUAUAGUACAACUCUAAAGUAUUUACAUCAGAGGUGUCCAAACUUUUUUUUCCCCCUCAAAGGUCGCAGACAAAUAGAAGAAAGGGACCAUCUUAACUCAUUCAAUCCCAGCCAUUUUCACUGGAGUAACCCCCUCAAUCCGAGCGUUUUACUGGAUAUUGACUGAUCUUGCAAGGCCCACAGAAUAUUUUGUUCUAAUGCUAUAUAAACAAAGAGCCUACCAAAAUAAAGUUUGGACUCUCUUCUUUCAGCAGAAAAAAAAACUUUUUAUCUUGUUCCAUUCUUCAGCGAUCGGCAUUACAAAAUGGCUCAGUUUCAUGAAAAUUGCGAUUCUUGGGCAAAAAAACGAAGAAAAAGAGCUUUUUGUAAAAGCAUAAAUUUCAAGCAUGUGAGGCACCACUGCCACCUACUGGUAGCUUUUUACGUGAUUUACAAUGCAAACGGCUUAUUCUCAUUCAUAGAUUGCAUCAGACCCUCCUCCUCUCUAUGACGCACAAAAAAGACUUAGACGUACAGUACAUACAAGUAUGUCCUUGAUAGGCGGGGCCUAAUUUAAAAAAGAUGUACAAGUACGUCUUGUGGAAUGAAAGAGUUAAAUUCAUACUUUUUAACUUCUUAAACAUCCAAAAAAAAAAAUCAAUCAAGUGAUGAUACAUUGUUCAAAUCAUGUUUUGAAAAACUGCUUUGUUGGGUCUUUCAGCUGAAGGUCAUAAGGAAAAUAUGAGGGGUGGGGUUCUUAAAGGUUUUGGGGGGGCCCAUGGCCUUGCGUCUCAGGAGAAUAGAUUGGCACCUCCACUGUGCAGGAGCUAAAUUGCAUCUCCUUAUUCACGAUCAAAGCAAAAGUGAUCAGUCCUUAGCCGUCAUACUUGAGCAUCAUUAAUUUUUCACAAAUUGAAUCUUGACCCCAAGCAGAAAAAGAAAAACAUUUGUUUCGUUUAUUCUUUACAAAAAAUCUAGUACUAUUUUAGUCUGUAAUUUAUUUGUAUAUUUACAUAUCUAGAAAGGCUUUAUUAACAGUAGUGAUUGUACUCUCCAUCACUCCCCCCAAUUUUUCGACAGCUAUACUUCUAUCCCUCGUCAAAUCAUGCCACCCGCACCCUUUUCUAAAAAGCAUAGUAAGCAGUAUAAAAUGUUAUUUUUAGUAUAUGCCGUGGGCCGCUGAAAAUGGUUGGACUAAAAUCGCCCCCGGCCGUAGUUUGGGCACCACUGAUUGAUAUUUAAUCUAAAAUUUUCUCUGCUAAUCGGAUCAAUGCGUACGCAACAUAAUUUGUUGUGGAGUCACUCAAUGUCCCGGGCCGGUCAUGUUAGCAGAUAGCAGAUUUAUGAUCUCGUGUUUUUCCUCUGAGAAAGGCCUUAUUAUGACAUGGGCAUUUCUGAUUUUACGCCAUUUUUCAUCCUGAUGAUGCCAAAAAAUCAUCAUUGUGUUUUGAUACAGGGUGUAAAUUUCGCCUUUUUGAAACGUUUUCACCUCAAAAGAGUGCCUCUACUUUUAAGCCAUGCCCCAUGGCCCAUAUGUAAAAUACUCAUAAAUAUCCUGGAAAGUGCCUCUCACACAGUGAUGUCAAUUUAAAAAUCUUACCUCAUGUUAUACCCUCUUAUGAGAAAUAUUAUCAACUGUUGAUGGUUUUCCCAACAUAGCGCGUUGCUUACGCCUAAUCAUGUAUAAUAGUUGGAUUUAUUUUCUUCCUUUGGCCUAUUAUAUAUAUCCACAUACACACACACACACACACACACACGCACGGACACACUGCUCAAAAAAUUUAAAGCAGCACUUUUUAAUAUGAGUAUCAUCACGUCUUUUAAACGUCUGGGAUAUUGAUCUGGUGAGUUACAAAACAAAACUUGUUAAUUAGUUGCAGCUGCUUUGGUGUCAAUGAAAUCAACAACAGAUGUGCUAGAGGGGUAGCAAUGAGAUGACUCUCAAAACGGGAAUUGUUUGACAGGUGUAGGCCACUGACAAGUUCUUCCCUCUUCCUCUUUUCUGACAGUUUUUCUACUAGCUUUGCAUUUGGUGCGUAUCAGUGUCACUACCGGUAGCUUGAGGCGGUACCUGGACCAUACAGAAGUUGCACAGACAGACCCAAAAUUCCUCCAGGACAUCACUUGAAUGUGUCCUAUUGCCCUAAGGCUUGCUUUCUCACCCAGCACAGUCUCAAAGCAUGGAGGAGAUUCCAAGAGACUGGCAGUUAGUCUAGGAGAGCUGGACAGGGCCAGAGAAGGUGCUUAACCCAUCAGUAGGGCCAGGAUCUCAUUUGAGCAAUGAGGAACAGGAUGAUCACUGCCAGAAGCCUUCAAAAUGAUCUCCAGCUCCAGCAGACUACUGCAUGUGUGUAUGCCUCUGACCAAACAAUCAGAAGCAGACUUCACGAGGGUGGCCUGAGAGCAUGACGCCCUCUACUAGUGGGUCCUGUGCUCACUGCCCGGCACCGUGGAGCUUGACUGGCAUUUGCCAGUGACCACCGGCAUUGCCAAGUAUGCCAUUGGCGCUCUGUGCUUUUUACUGAUCAGAGCGGAUUCACCCUGAGUACGUGUGACAGACAGGAUCUGGAGAGGCCUGAAUGAAAUCCUUGGAGCCGUUGUCAGACCUUGUGCUGGUGCAAUGGGUCCUAGGUUGCUCCUGAUACCCGGCAAUGUACGGCCUCCCAGGGUAUACAGGCAGUACCUGGAGAGUGAAGGAAUUGGUACGAUGAGUGGCACCCUUGCUCACCUGACCUAAAUCCAACAGAAAACCUCUGGGGCGUGAUCGUGUUGCGGUCCAUCCGACGCCACCAAGUUGAACCUCCGACCGUCCAGGAGCUCUGAAGUGUUGCCCUGAUCUGGAUCUGGGAGGAGAUAACCAAGGACAACAUCUGCCAUCUCAUGACGAGCAUGCAUACGAGCACAUGGGGGCUAUACAAACUAGCGAGUACUAUUUGGAGUUGCUGUAAUGAAAUUUCAAUAACAUCAACUAACUCGGUUCGGUGUCAAGUGGUUAGUGCGUCAACCUCACAGAGCGUAGGUCGUGGCUUCGAUCCCCGGCUCCAGCCUCCCUGUGGGGAGUCUCCCCGUGCCUGUGCGGGUUUUCUCCGGGUUCUCCGGUUUCCUCCCACAUUCCAAAAAACAUGCAUGUCAGGCUGGUUGAACACUCGAAAUUGUCCCUAGGUGUGAGUGUGAGCCCAGAUGGUUGUUCGUCUCUGUGUGGCCUGUGAUUAGCUGGCAACCUGUUCAGGGUGUCACCCGCCGACUGCCCGAAGACAGCUGGGAUAGGCACCAGCACCCCCGCAACCCUUGUGAGGAUAAAGCGGUUCAGAAAAUGGAUGGAUGGAUGAAUGAACUAACCUGCAGCAUCGUUUUUAUCCACUUUGAUUUUCCAGGUUUCUUUGAAUUGAGGCAGAUGUAGGUUGAUAGAUUCUAAUUGCGUCAAAGGAGGAUGCGCGGCAUGCUUUUAUUCCUUACAAAUUAGCCAGUUUAUGACAGCAGAGAUGGACCGCAUGCUUUUUUUUCCCACCAAGAUCUCUGAUGGGCUUUCAGAUUGUUUCUUUGAUUUAUUUUUUGAGCAGUGUAUUUAUUAUGCUCCCUCCUGAAGGGAAUGUGCUUCCAUCUUUGUCAUGCUUCCAUUUCAACCAAUGUGUGGGACUCGACUUAAGUUGCGCUGCAUGUAACUCAGGACAGUUGCACAUUUCUUGCUGCUGAGAUAAAUGGGGAAGCAUCCCGUAUGCUCCCUACCCAAAAAGAUAAUAAAACAAUACUAAGCCAUAUAAAAUAUGACCACAAAUAGAAUUGCAUUUCUAGUGUCCUACCAGUUGGCCUUAAAAUCACGUGUGCCUCCUCGUAUUACCAUGUCAACAUUCUUUUAUGGAGUAAAAAAAUAUGUCCUAAACAAGGAUCCAAAGAUUGAAAAUGAUCAUUACAAACCACCCUCUAUUCUAUGACGGAAACCAGACUGUCAUCUGGUAAAGAGUUGACGCGAGAACAUAAUGCAGAUACUUGUGUCAUGUUUUUAAAAUCCCUUUUCCGCCUAGCAUGGUAACAUAUGUGCAAAAAAAACAAACAAACAAAAGCCUUGAGAAUUGUACGAGCAUGUCCUUAUGCACUAAAACUCGCCAGGAUGUGGUUGCUCUGGUUCACUCUGCCUUUCGUGCUGUUCUUAUUUUAUUUCAAAAAGCAAGUAUCAUUUAUUUUCCUUUUUGUCUGUACUGUAAAAGAAUAACGGGGGAGGGAAUAACUCCUUUCACAUUUGACUACUUUUGAAUUUUUUUUUAAUUUGAAUUAUUCACAUCUUCAUUUCUGCACACCCCCCCCCCCACCCCCCUCAGCACUGCACAACUCGCCACGGAACACUUGAUCAUUAAUUUGGUCUUUUCCCCUAACUUAUUACCAGCAAUUACGGCAGCCUUCCGCACAUUAACAAUUUGAGCUGCAGUUAAAAGUAGUGAAUGGAACGAUUUGUCCAAUACAUGUUGCAAUAGUGUUACAGUUGCGUACACGAUAUUUUGUAACACUUCCAUGGUUAGACUGAUGAUUGGAUAACGUGUCCUUGUACUGUAAAUAGAUGUGUAUCAUUUGAAUAUAUUUACUUUUUCAUGCAUGUCGAAGUGGAAUAUUCUGAACACAAAUAGCUUUCGCUGCAGUUUCCAUACAUGAAAGGCGGUGUGAUGAACAUCGCAGCACGGUUGCUUUCAGUUAGUGCUUGUUCGCCAAACAAUACUGUUUUGCUCUCUCUUGUUAACUAGUUCUCAAAGUCAGAUGCGGAUCAUAUCCUAAGAAUUUCAACAAAGUGAGAAAUAAAACAUGUUUUAUACAUUU
Hippocampus zosterae (dwarf seahorse) is the source of this 7264-nucleotide messenger RNA. RefSeq names its product activating transcription factor 7a (gene atf7a). Lineage: Eukaryota; Metazoa; Chordata; Actinopteri; Syngnathiformes; Syngnathidae. Gene Ontology annotation, molecular function: cAMP response element binding; DNA-binding transcription factor activity, RNA polymerase II-specific. The coding region runs from base 361 to 1731 and encodes 456 amino acids. The transcript is spliced from 14 exons. The record is from RefSeq and is a predicted model, not a curated record. Gene Ontology annotation, biological process: regulation of transcription by RNA polymerase II.